Angiostrongylus costaricensis is the source of this 189-nucleotide messenger RNA. NCBI's taxonomy places the organism in Eukaryota, Metazoa, Nematoda, Chromadorea, Rhabditida, Metastrongylidae. The record is from the annotation of a GenBank genome assembly.
AUGGAAAUGGCUGUGGGAAUAGUACAAUUAGCUAUAAAUUGGACGACUGCUACCAAGCAGCACAAAUGCCGACAGUAUAUCGAAGUCGAUUCAAAACGAAUCCGCGGUGAAAUCGUGUGCAGCUACAAUUGUACACUGUCGCUUGCGCUAGAUCACCUGGCGAGCAAGUUUUACACCGAGAACACCUAA